Messenger RNA from Nothobranchius furzeri (turquoise killifish), 2435 nucleotides. Its product is annotated as MAGUK p55 subfamily member 3. The record is from RefSeq and is a predicted model, not a curated record. Gene Ontology annotation, molecular function: protein binding. Gene Ontology annotation, cellular component: plasma membrane; cell-cell junction. NCBI's taxonomy places the organism in Eukaryota, Metazoa, Chordata, Actinopteri, Cyprinodontiformes, Nothobranchiidae.
GGGGGUCCGCAGAAAGCUGGGUCGUCCAAAACCAGUACAAGUGGGGGAGUUUAGAGUUUCCCAGGCGUCGCUGAAGGCAUCUGAAGAAGAGAGCGAAGUGAGCGACGGAGGAGGGGGGAAGGGGGCGGCUCGCUGGGAUAGACAGAAAGAAACAGAGGACUAAAACCUCAUGUGUGACAGCCAGGCUGAGAGGGAGCGAACAGAAGAGACGGGGAGCUGCUGUCGCUCUGAGCGGAGACAAAAGAGGAGCGUCAACAAGGAGUUGGCGAGGUUCUGCAGCUGUCCUUCGUCUCCGUCCUUCUGUCUGUUCUUCAUCCUCUGAAUGAUCGAAGCCAUGCCCAUCGUGUCUGCAAGCACAGGGCUGCACGAGACUCUGGCCCUUCUCACAUCCCAGCUUCACCCUGAUGCAAACCACAAAGAGGACCUGGUCUUCCUCAGAGACGUCUUCAGUGAGAAAAGCAUUAGCUACCUCAUGAAGAUCCACGAGAAGCUGAGACAGUAUGAGAAGUACAGUCCCACUCCAGUCCUACACAGUGCCUCCUGUCUGGCAGAGGAUCUGGCGGAGGAGCUUCAGAGCGGCGCUCUGCAGGAGGACGAGCGAGAACUUCUGCUCCUGCUGAGCACCCCUCACCUAAAGGCAGUGCUGUCGGCUCAUGACAUCGUGGCCCAAAAGAAGUUUGAUCCAGUUCUUCCACCGUUGCCAGAGGAUUUGGACGAUGAUUUUGAAGAGGAAUCUGUGAAGAUCGUCCGCCUGGUUAAGAACAAGGAGCCGCUGGGAGCAACGAUCCGCAGAGACGAGGUUACUGGAGCUGUGAUUGUGGCCAGGAUCAUGAGGGGAGGGGCGGCUGACCGCAGUGGUCUGGUGCACGUUGGGGAUGAGCUCCGAGAAGUUAAUGGAAACCUGAUAACCCACAAACGGCCCGAGGAGAUCAGUCAGAUUCUGUCUCAGUCUCAAGGCUCCAUCACACUGAAAAUCAUCCCAGCCGUGGCAGAAGAAGACAAACUGAGGGAGAGCAGGGCCUACCUUCGAGCUCUGUUUGACUACACACCUUUUGAGGACAAAGCAACGCCGUGCCAAGAGGCGGGACUUCCCUUUAGGAGGGGGGACAUCCUCCAGGUUGUUAGCCAGGAGGACGCCACCUGGUGGCAGGCAAAGAAGGUGGGCGACUGUAACCUGCGUGCUGCUCUCAUUCCUUCCACACAGUUUCAGGAGAGACGGCUGAGAUACAGAUUAAAAAUGGGUUCCCUGCCUUCUCCUGUCCCCUCCAAAGCAUCUACAUACGACCGGACUGACAGAGAAGACUGUGACAGUAAAGGUGCUCUGAAUGGAAAAGACGUAGUUUCUCCUAAGAGUAAGGCAGCUCCUGCCUUCUGUGGCCAUGCUUUCUCAUGGGAGUUGUACUCAGCCAGCCUGCGCAGAAGUUUCCGUCUCAGGAAAGAUCAUCAGGGUUCACCGGCAGAGGCAAACACUCCAGAUGCCAAUCAAAAAGACUUCUUGAUUUACGAAGAGGUCACACAGUAUUUGCCACGACCUGGUGAGAGGCCACGCCUUAUAGCACUAAUAGGUUCUUUAGGAUCUCGGAUCACAGAGCUGAAGCAGAAGGUGAUCGCUGAGAAUCCUCGGCAGUACGGUUUGGCUGUACCUCACACGACUCGAGCCAGAAAAAGUCACGAGAGAGAAGGAGUGGAGUACCACUUCAUCAGCAGAGCUGCUUUUGAGGCUGAUAUUCAAAAUGGCAAGUUCAUUGAAUUUGGGGAAUACAAGGAGAAUCUGUAUGGCACCAGUUUAGAGUCCAUCCACAAAGUCUUGAAUCAGAACAAGGUCUGCCUGGUGGAUGUGCAACCAGAGGCAAUGAAGACUCUACGAACAGCUGAGUUCAAACCGUUCAUCAUCUUUGUGAGACCUCGCAUCUGUGACGGUCAAAGGAAAUACUUCGGCUCGUCUUCCUCGCUCAGUGUGGGGGUCACGGACGAUGACCUGCUCGAAAUGAGACAGUCGGCCGAGAAGAUGGACGAGUGCUACGGUCAUUGGGUGGACUACGUUUUGGUGAAAGAGGACCCAGUGAGUGCCUUAGAGGAACUCCAGAAUGUACUGGAGCGGGUGCAGACAGAACCUCAGUGGGUGCCUGUGUGCUGGGUGAGGCGCUAGGCAGUUGGACUUGUUGCUCAGGAAGGUUAAAAUAAAAGGAACCACUGUGUACGGACGCUCAAGUGUUUAUAGAAAUGGUGUCGACGUUAUAGGUCUGUCUGAACAUCCUGGACUGUUGUAAGUGUCCAGUGGGAGCGUGACAGCUUCACUGGUGUGCGCAUUUUCUAAGCUAGUCGUUGUCAGAGACCUGUUAUCUCCAACGUUAGAGACCUGUGUUGUGAAGUGCCAUACUGAAUUUCCAAAGCAUUUGUGUAAAAUGAACAAAUAAAUCUGAUCUGCUGGAUGA